AUGGCAGUUGUGUCGAAAAGCUGGUAUGGAACGGUGAAUGAACUCUUGGCUCGCUACCAGCGCGAUACAAUGCAACUAACCUUCAAAUAUGGCUCCAAAACAGAAAUUUUAGCUAUCCGACGAGAAAUUCAACUUCGUGGACGAGCUGUGCGAGAUCUUUGCAUCCGAAUGGGACAUUCGGAUGGCACACGGUUCAUCACGAAAGUUUGGUGGUGGAUGGAGGAACGCGAGAUUCCUUGGGAUGUCAUGUUCUCACAACUUCCAGGGAUUAAACGACUGGACUUGAGGUUGUUGCCUUUUGAGAGUCGUCACCUGCCACUUCUCCUGGAAAUGGCAGCAAAAUUUUGUCUUCCGUUGGAAAUCUUGAUACUUCCGAGAAAACAGAACAAGAUGACAAUAGGUGAUUGUAAUACCGUUGAACGCGUUAUGAAGGCUACAAGAGGCGCAAUGCAAAGGCUUUAUAUGAAAGGAACAUGCGGGGGCUUGAAGCAGUUAACAGUGCCAACGAUGAACGAGCAGCACCGGUUUCGUUCUAGCACAAAGUUUAUCGAAGACGUCAUUGCAUUCUGUCCAAAUGUGGAGUAUUUGGAUGGAUAUAAUCAUGCUAUUGAUGAGAUGAAUGGCGUAACAUGUGGAGAGAAAUGGAUAAUCUCGCUCGACACGUGGGAGAGAUUUAACAAAACGUGCACAAACCUGCACAGUUUUGAUUGGGCGGUUGUACCUUUUGCAGACCCAUUUUUUAGAGUUUUUGGAGAGCAUGUAAAGCCAAGAUUAAAAAAGUUGACGUUGACGUUAAAUUUGUCGUGGGAUUGGAAUGACUACUUUAAUACGGAUCAAAUAUCCGAUAUUCCCUUUGAAAAAUCUGGUUAUGGUUUACUUGCAAAAGACGUGGCUUUAUUACUAAAGGGUUGUCCAGCUUUGAUCGAGCUAGAUGUUAUUAUUGACCAAGAUCAAAAUGGCGAAGCGGUUGGAACACUGUUGGACGUAGAUCUGUUUGGCGAUCAGUUUUGGAUGGUAGUAGUUGAUCGUUGUCCUCUACUACAAUCGCUGAAUCUUUCUGAUCGUUCUGCAUACGGAGGAAGCCGUGUCAUCAGAUUGACCAACAAAUUUACAGACCGUGGACUACUUGCGCUAGCAAAUCACACACGCCUGACCUCGAUCAAGUUGCCUGCAGUUUGUUGUUCUGGAAAUAGUGUGUUUGAGUACAUAAAGCACGUUUUCAGAAAGAAACCUUUUGCGGGAGGAAAGUUUAGUCUUGGCUUGAGCUUAGCAGGCCCAAACGAUCAUGCAGUAUCACACCCAUUCUACGUAGAGCUUGUAAAAUUACUGGAGCGCCUUGCCGUGGAAAGCGAGAAAGAGAUAGGCGUUGCGUCGUGCAGCCACAAGGCGUCGAUCAAUGUGUCUAACCCGCACAGUGCUUCGGUCGAUAAAGAUUGGAGCAUAUUAUAUCUGCGUGAUGAGCUUAAACCUAUAAUGGAAAAGGUAGCAAACGCGCAUCCAACCCUGGAUAUGCAUGUUGUCCUAUGCAGAAAUACUCCAGAUAGUUUUUGCCGAAUCGACAACAUGGAGCUAAACUGGUGUCCAGGGUCACAGCAAGGGAGCAUGUUCAUUGACAAUGCGUUUGUUGGUGAUACGGAUAGCAAUGACCGUGAAAGCAACGAAGAAAAUGAAGCAUUUUAUGACGAAGAAGAUGAAGCGUUCUAUAACGUUGAAGAUGAUCUUGAUCCUCAUGAGAUUUAUUCAAGACGUCAUGCCAUGUUAUUGGACCAUGAGAAUGGAAUUGGUUUAGUGAAUGAAAUUGGUGUAGCGAAUGUAGAUGGCGAACUGUGA
This is a messenger RNA of Peronospora belbahrii, 1830 nucleotides long. Lineage: Eukaryota; Oomycota; Peronosporomycetes; Peronosporales; Peronosporaceae. The record is from the annotation of a GenBank genome assembly.